CGAUUAUGGCCAUGGAACCCAUGCCGCCGGCACGGCUGCUGGCAUGUUCGUCGGAAAUGCCAAUGCACUUGGCCAGGCCACGGGCACCGCUGCCGGAAUGGCUCCCUACGCUCACCUGGCCGUCUACAAGGUGUGCACCGAGCUUGGAUGCUUCACCUCUGAUAUGCUCGCUGGUCUGGACAACGCCAUCAAGGAUGGCGUCGAUGUGCUCUCGCUCUCCCUCGGCGGAUACUCGCUCCCUUUCUUCGACGACGGCAUCGCCAUUGGCGCGUUCAGAGCGGUCGAGAAGGGCAUCUUUGUAAGCUGCGCGGCGGGCAACGAAGGCCCGUUCAAUGCCACGGUAUCGAACGAGGCUCCAUGGAUGCUGACGGUCGGCGCGAGCACCAUUGACAGGGAAAUUCGUGCGACUGUCAAGCUUGGCAAUGGCGUCGAGCUCAUCGGACAGUCCGCCUACCAACCAAGCGACUUCCUCCCCGCCGAUCUGCCUCUGGUGUAUCCCGGCCUCCAUGGAGGUUCCCGCGCGGCAGUCUGCAAGAGUGGCUCCCUCAAAGACAUCGACGUCAAAGGAAAGGUGGUGGUGUGCGACGCCGACGCCGACGUCGGCCGGGUGAAUCAGGGCCGGACCGUCAAGAGCGCCGGCGGGGCCGCCAUGAUACUAGCUAACAAAGAAGCCAGUGGAUUCACCACCAUGUCUGAUACCCACGUACUUCCAGCAGCUCAUGUAAGCUACUCCGAAGGACUCAAGAUGAAAUCAUACAUCAGUUCAGCUUCGGCUCCGACUGCCUCGAUCGCCUUCCAUGGUACGUUAAUCGGAACGUUUCCGGCUCCGGCGGUCGCUUCCCUCUCAGCCAGAGGACCCAGCCGGGCCGACCCCAACAUCCUGAAGCCGGACAUCGUCGGUCCGGGGGUGAACAUUUUGGCCGCAUGGCCUUUCCUGGUCGGGCCAUCCGGCAACGGGGCUGCCGCGUUUAACAUAAUCUCCGGCACCUCCAUGGCCACACCACACCUCAGUGGAAUAGCAGCGCUGCUAAAGAGCACCCACCCGGGGUGGUCGCCGGCCGCCAUCAAGUUGGCGAUCAUGACAACUGCCGACUUGACUGCAAAUGACAGCGAGCCGAUCCGCGACCAGAACAUGGAUGUCGCCGACUUCUACGCUGUAGGAUCCGGCCAUGUCAAUCCUUCAAGAGCCGCCAAUCCCGGCCUCAUCUACGACAUCGAUGCCGGCGAUUAUAUCGCGUAUCUCUGCGGGCUGCGGUACACCGAUGAACAAGUGAGCGCCGUCGUCAGCCGCGCGAUCAAAUGCUCCAGCAUCGAGAGCGUUUCCGGUGCCGAGCUGAACUACCCUUCGUUCACGGUGUUCCUGAAUGCGGAAAACAACUAUAAGCUGACGGUCACACGGACGGUGACCAAUGUUGGUGCGCCCAGGUCCACAUACGGGGUCCGGGUUAAGUCUCCAACGGGGGUUUCGGUGGCCGUGGAACCCAAAAGGCUCUCCUUCUCAAAGGCUAAUGAGACAGCACGGUACUCGGUUACCUUUUCCAGCAGCAGCGGAAGCAGAAGCAGCAUUAGCGAUGGAGCUGAAAAAGGGUUAUUGACAUGGGUUUCAUCUGAUAAAAUUACAAGAGUUGACAGUCCAAUCAUGGUGUCCAUCGUGUGAAAGGCUAAAAGAUUAAUGCUUGGGGGUUGGUAACUUUCUAUAAUUCUA
Phoenix dactylifera (date palm) is the source of this 1705-nucleotide messenger RNA. The record is from RefSeq and is a predicted model, not a curated record. NCBI's taxonomy places the organism in Eukaryota, Viridiplantae, Streptophyta, Magnoliopsida, Arecales, Arecaceae.